This is a messenger RNA of Leptosia nina, 1368 nucleotides long. NCBI's taxonomy places the organism in Eukaryota, Metazoa, Arthropoda, Insecta, Lepidoptera, Pieridae. The record is from the annotation of a GenBank genome assembly.
AUGAAGCCUAAACCCAAAGAGGUAUGGUGGAUUAGAUAUAGGAGACGUCAAAAGAGAAGAAGUGUCAGCUUUGAAAUGGUAUUCAGGCGAGCUUUUGCAGAAACUUUUAGGGAGUAUGUCGACAACUGCUCUAUCGCUGGUGUUAAGCAAAUGUGGGAUCCGAAGAUUGGAACUUUACAAAGACUUACGUGGGUAGUAAUUUUCUGCAUAAUGUUGACAUCAAUGGUGUACUACCUCCAUAAUAUUUGGUAUGAGAGCCUCGGCAAACCCCUGAUAGUCACUAUGGAGUCAUCCACCUAUCCAAUAUCGAAGAUAGACUUCCCAGCUGUAGCUCUAUGCAACAUCAACAGGAUAAGCAAGAAGGCGCUGAUCAACUUCAGUAAGGGAGUACAUUCAUUUGCGAAGCACAACGAAUCUCUCGCGGAGGUAUACGAGUUCUGUUCCCAGUUGGGGAGAUUGAUAGACUACACAUACAACGCAUCCCUGAGGAAUCACCCCCUAAUGGCAUCAUUUAAUGCGUACAUGAACAGCUCACGACAGAUUAUAAACGUGAUGAAGAUGCUAGCACCGUCCUGCGAUGAACAGCUCCUGAUGUGUUAUUGGGCUGGUAAGCUGGUCGACUGCAAGACUGCCUUCUCCGUCAGGAGAACUCCUCACGGGCACUGCUGUGUCUUUAACUACAUCCUGGCAUAUGAUUCUGCUGAUAAACCGGAUCAGACUUUGGACAACGCGAAAAAACAAUCUCAGGCUGGAUUGUAUAAUGGACUGGCGCUAGUCGUUAAUCCCAUGGUUGAGGAUUACCACUACCGAAUCUACAACAUGAUGGGGUUUGAGAUAUUAUUAUUCGACCCUACCCACUUUCCCGACCCAAGUGGUGGAAGAGUGAUCCAGCGUAGUGCCCAGCCCGACCAAGUCGUGAUGAUCAAAGUGACAUCCACGAAGCAAAUAGCAACUACGGAAGUUCGCAAGUACCCACAAACUACGAGGAAAUGUCUGUUCCACGACGAAAGACAAAAGAAGUUCAGCAACAUGUAUUCCUACAGCGCUUGCAUCGUCAGUUGUCGAAUACGAACUAUCCAAUCGUUAUGUAAAUGCACUCCGUUUUAUUUGCCCGUGCUACUGAAACAAAAGCGUGUCUGCAGCUAUGACGACCUGAAGUGUUUAAAUAAGUAUAAAGAAAAAUUCUUCUACUUAUAUCCAAUGGGGUCGACGGACGUCAGUGGUUUGGAGAUUGAGUUGGUGGAUUCCCUCUUAUGCCCUGAUUGUCUACCGGAUUGUGAACACACACAACAUUUCACCGAACAUUUGAAACUACCAUUGACAAAACAACAACACAAAAGGAAACAUCUUCCUGCCUAUUUCUUGUAA